Messenger RNA from Biomphalaria glabrata, 14906 nucleotides. Its product is annotated as serine-rich adhesin for platelets-like. Gene Ontology annotation, molecular function: GTPase activator activity; phosphatidylinositol binding; protein binding. The record is from RefSeq and is a predicted model, not a curated record. Bases 1480 to 10707 code for a protein of 3075 amino acids. The transcript has 21 exons. Gene Ontology annotation, biological process: small GTPase-mediated signal transduction. Lineage: Eukaryota; Metazoa; Mollusca; Gastropoda; Planorbidae.
GUGGUAAAUAAUUACGGAAAGAAAGAGUUAAAGGUUUUUAGUGGUGAUUUGUGUUCUUUCUUUCCCUAGGGAUUAAUGGAGGAUUCUGUGCUUUGAGUUCAAGUGAUAUGGAUAUAUUAUCACAUCAUUGUGUCAGUGUAGUAUUGGAACGUUUUCAGUAGUGUGUAGUGGUAUAACCUCGUUACAUCAAACUGGACAGGGUCGAGUCUAUUCCUCUAAUAUACUGUGUGGGGUAGAUCAACUUAACCAUCGCUGGGCUCUAAACAGUCCUUGGUAUUUGACCCUCUCACAGUGUGGAGUUGUGUAGACAUAAAGUGUAUCUAGAUCUGGCCUGUACACUGAGCAAACACGAUGUGAUACUUGGCUUAGGUUAUGAGUACAUUUACAAAAUCUAGUCCUAAUACAACAAGUAAACGAGCAGUUACUACAGACUACAACAGAGGCAUACACUGCUCCAAGUACACUGGAGGUUUUCUAUUUGAAUAGUUCGGACCAUAGACAGGGUGCGUCUAAAUAAUGUAUAUACACACUUUGAACUGUCAUAGACAAUUGAUUUGCUGCUCUACCUCACGCCGCUGGAUUUCUUCUUAUGAGGCACAGUUUAAGAUGAGAUGUACAAACGUAAACUACGUCACCUGGGCUCACUGUGGAAUGAGAUUCAGGUGGUGUGCGCAGAAAUCUCAGUGAACACUUUGGUACGAUGUACGGAAUCAGUGUUGACUCGUACUCAGCAAUGUAUUGACGCUGAAGGCCACCAGUUUGAACAUUACUCACAUUAACCACAUUUAUUUUUCUAAUUAGAUAGACAUUAAGCUUUCCAUGUCCAGAAAUUUAGCAUUGUAGAACGGGAAAUAAAUUGUCUACGACAGUUCAAAGUGUGUAUACUUUUUGACGCACCCUGUAUAUAUACAGAACUAACAUUUCAAGCCACAAAUAACAGCUUAAGAGUCAGUAUGAAUUGGAGUUCGGUUUAAGUGGUUCCGAACAGGCGAAUUAAAUUUCAACAUUAAUGAUUCCAAUGAGGUCCCCCCUUUCAGAAAAAAAAAAUAGUCCAUGAUGUACACGGAGAAUUUGUUGAAUUUAAUGUAGCCAAGUAUUGAAAUAUAUUCGUAGGACUAGGUCGAGACUUAGAAGAAUGGAACUUGGAAUAACAAGCUAUUUAAGUGUUACCUUCGAGUCAGCGGGUUCAACAAGAGGUCACACGUACUCGCGCCUGGCCACUUGGGUGUUGCUGUUACAAUGGUCAGGAGACGAUUUCUGUGGGAACAAGUGGAUUAGCGAGCCGGAUGUGAUUAUCACUUACGUCAUGGCGUGACGUCAUAAUGGGACCGUAGUUUCUGGAAGACAUCUGUGUGUGUGUGCACGAUAGGUUUGCUGUGAGCGCCCACUGAACCGACUUCUGACAUUUGAUUCAUUUAACAUUUGGCCUACAGCCGAAACCUUUUGUGAAGUGUCACCUCCCCUCUCCGGGGGCUCGCCAUGUUUACGGAGCCUGGAGUGAGCCCCUCAAUGUUCCACGUCCAGAACAUCUACGGGACCCCGCAGAUCUCUAGACGUCGGCAGGGUCAAGGCCUAAAACCACGGCGUAUGACCUUAAUUGACCUCAGAAACGUUCCUUUGAAUGAUGAAGAGGUCAGCCACAGAAAGGGAAGCUCUGGCACCAUCAAGUCUGAGAGCGGCUUCUCUCACUCCCACCAUCCCAAGCAGCCCCAAGAAACCAAGGACACUGUGACCCCUCAGGGAGUUAAGGUCAGCACCAUGAAGGUCAAGUAUGUUGCCCCUGCAGGUCAGGGUGGGUCAGGGGGAGGACAGGGCAGCUCAGAACAGACCAGGUUCCCCAAGCUUGAGGAGUAUGCCCACUUUCACUAUGACCAAGUGGAAAUCCCUUCCUUGAAGCUUGCUAUGUGCAGUGAUGAUGCUAAUAACUAUAAGCACAAUACAGAGCUGUCUGAAGACUCCAGGAUGUUCCUGGUCAGUGUGUCUGUGGGCUCCACCAGGACCUGGAUCAUCAGGAGGUCCCUGGAUAACUUUGACAUGCUUGACAAGCAGCUGCACAGGUGUAUAUUUGACCGCAGGUUCUCACACUUGGAGGACUUAAAGGCUGCCCAGUUGGAGACAAAGUCAAGACAGGAUGUUCAAGCUGUCCUUCAGAACUACUUGAGUCAUUUCUCAGAGCUGGCCAGUGGUAUGAUCAACUGUGGCUCUGUACUCAGCUGGAUGGAGAUGGACAACAGGGGGCACCGCCUGGUGGCUACAGAUGACUCUGGCAUCAACACACCUGCGAUAGCCGCUGCCCACGUAAUCAAACGCUACAAUGCCCAAGCUGCAGAUGAGAUAUCACUACAGGUUGGUGAUAUGAUUUCAGUGAUUGACAUGCCUUCGGCUGAGGACACAGUUUGGUGGAGAGGAAAACGAGGCUUUGAGGUGGGAUUCUUCCCCAGUGAAUGUGUUGAACUUAUAGGGGACAAAGUGCCUGCCUCCAUGGCGUCCUACUGCCCGGAACCUUUGGCUACAGCGGCAGCAUCUAGGAAACCCUGUGAGAACUUGGUGGAGCUGCCACCCAUCCCCAUCUCAGCAACACUACCACCUCUACCACCUCCACCCACCACACCUGCAGCACUUACCACAUCCAAUUCCACCAGCCACAGCAAUGCAGCCACACCACACUCUGCCAGCCAUGGCAGCACAUCACACUUCAUCAGCCACAGCAGUGCCAAUGCAUCACCAUCUACAAUACACUCCUUCACCCAAGGCAGUGCUACUCCAUCACAUUCAGCCAUCCAGGGCAGUUCACCCAUUUCACUCACCAGCAGCCACAGCAGCACAUCCAGCUCCACUAGCCAUGGCAGUGCACCCCAGUCGUACACUGCCAGCCAUGGCAGUACACCCUCAUCAUCAACGCCUUCACCCUCCCCUUCACGCUCCUCCAACACCUCGGUGGCCACUGCCAGCUCUGUGGGGACAUUCUCAUUGUCGGCGGCAUCGGCCCUGUCCUAUCCUGACUCAUCACCAACCAUGAUCCGAAAACAUGGGAAGCUUCUCUCUUUUCUCCGGACAUUUUUCUCCCACCGUCCUCCACGUAACCAACUGAAGCAGUCUGGGAUUGUCAAGGAGAGAGUUUUUGGCUGUGAUCUCGGAGAGCAUUUAUUAAACUCAGGACACGACGUGCCAUUGUUAUUAAAAAGCUGUACAGAUAUCAUAGAAGAACAUGGAAUAGUUCAUGGUAUCUACAGGCUAUCAGGCAUCACAUCCAAUAUACAGAAGCUCAGGUUGGCUUUUGAUGAAGACAGGGUCCCCGACCUUACCGAAGACUGUUAUUUGCAGGAUAUACACAGUAUUAGCUCCCUUUUAAAGAUGUAUUUUAGAGAGUUACCUAACCCUUUACUCACAUACCAGCUGUAUGACAAGUUUGCUGAGGCUGUUAGAGAUGAGGAUAAUAAACUUCUCAAGAUUCAUGAUGUAGUCCAGCAGUUGCCUCCCCCACACUAUAGGACCACAGAGUAUCUCAUGAGGCACUUGGCAAGGGUGGCAGCUUACGGACAUGAAACAGAAAUGCAUUCCAAAAAUCUGGCCAUCGUUUGGGCUCCAAACCUUCUUAGAUCCAAAGAGCUAGAAGCAGGGGGAGGAGCAGCAGCACUGCAAGGUGUGGGCAUACAGGCUGUGGUCACAGAGUGCCUCAUCUGUUACUGUGACAUUAUCUUCAGUGACAAAAUGCCCAAUUACAGCAGUACAGAGAACGGCAAAGGUCAGAAGAAACCCAGGCCCAAAUCUUUGGCCAUUUCCACACCAACCCGGUUAUUGUCCUUGGAAGAGGCAAGAGAGCGAGCCUUUAUUGGUCACCUCGCCCCCAAGAAAUUCAUAGACGUGGGAGGUGGACCUAAGAAUCUUCCAUCCAAAUACCACACAGUCAUCGACCUACCAGGAUACAAGACUUCUACUGAGAACAUAGUUUACAAACCCGUCCUGAGUAAGUUUUCAAAGUUAGGUCUGACCUUGAUGCCCUCCAAGUUUCAACUCUCACCAUCAGAUGAAGGGAAAAAAACGCAGAGCUCAUCGAAAGAGAACAAGCCUGUAUCUGGCAACAAGAAGUCUGCCUCUAUGAGUGCAGGGAGUGCCUCUACUGCUGGUAGUGGUGGUUGGAAAUCUAUCUUCUCUAAACCUCGCAGUGGCAGUGUUAAAAAGGCUCGCAAAUCUAGUCAAGAAUCUGUGACUCUAGGGCCAGUUCAAGCCAAGGCUAUCACAGAGGAGGAUGUCCACAACUGGAAGCGUCAUCUGCGCAGCGCUAAGAGUGCAGAGUCUCUCUUUUCCAUCACCAAUACGUCUAGGACAGGCAGUAUCAGCAGUAGGACCUCACAGAGCAACACUGAGAACAGCUCAGCACCAACCACAAACAACAAGCAGGAAGUGUCACCUAAUGGGAAAGCUAACCCUGUAACAUUUCAUCUGUCACACAAGCGUUCUCUUUCCUCUGAUGCUCCUGCUGUUCUACGUAACCGUCAAAUCUCUCAGGAAUCAAGUCGAAAUAGUGAAUGUAUUGAUGAUUCCCGCCAGUCAUUCCACCGUGGUGAUUCAGCUCGUAAAGCUUUACACAGGAGGAUACCAUCAGCGCCAAACACUCCACGCCAGGAUAGAAGGCCAACUAAAGAGAGGAGUUCAAGCAUGACCAGAGGGGACACAUCAGGCAGUGGGGAGGACAUGGACAUUAGCCUGGAGGAUUUCAUCUACCCUAAGCGUGAGAGCCAAGGAGACAUUGAUAUAGACGCUGCCAUCAAGUCUAGACUACAGCAGGUGGCAGACCAAAGCAGGUUUGCCAAAUCCAAUGAGGAACUGACAUCGCCUCUCAAACGUGGGGCCAGGAGUCCCACUAUGGGGAGGAAGAAAGCCAAAGGGGAAGAUGAGUCCCCUUCACAUUUGUCCCCUGGCUCCCCAAGAUACAUGUCGAGAAAAGUGACUUCGUCUGCAGGUGAUGUGCCUGCAAAAGUGGACAGCAGUCCAUAUGACAAUGAUGAUAGAGAGAGCAGAAUGCGUCACUUUUACUCACGUUUCCAUGACUACGCAGAAAUCUUGUCUGACGAUGAUAUAGGAUUGGCCAGAACACCGGACAGUCAGGGUACUAUGUCUGUAUCAAGCUCUGGCUGCAACAUGCAGGAAGUGUUGGACCAGAUUGAUACUAGGCUGGCCAUGAACGCUAUGCUGUUCCCUAGGCCAGGCAUUGGUGACACAUCCAACUACAGGGUUGGGGAUGAUGCAUCAGUUAGCAAGGAGACAGUGUUCUCGAGUGGCAUAGAGACUACUACAACCACCACCCUGGUUAAUAACUCUCAGAAGGAAACUGAAUUCAGUGUUAACCAGCCAGCUCUACUUUCCUCCUUUAAACAGACAGAGUUCCCUGCAGUGGUGCAUGCUGUGCCAAGAGAACAAGUGAAGCAACUCUUGGGUCUGGAUGAGCCUGACCAUGCAGCCGAAAGAACCCCUUCUGAUAAGCAUUUGCCAGGAACUGUAGUAGGACAAAAGAAAGUGGAAACCAACAAAUCCAGUGGCACAAUAUUCCACAAAGGAGUUAGUGAUAAGAGUAAUUUGGGAGUGAGUGCCACACGAGUUGUGCGGAGACGUGCUGAAUUUAUUCCCAGCUCCAGUGCCACUUCCAGAGACAUGGAUAACCUUCAAGACUUACUGAAUAGUUUAGAAAAUGAGGGUGUCCCAUCCUCAGCCUCAUCAAAACAUUCUUCACCAGGAGUUCAAGAGAAACACAGGUCACCUCAGAACUUAUCGUAUCAGUCCAGCAACUCUGGGAGCUUUGAGUCAGACGUGUCUGCCCCAGAUCAGAAAGGUGCAGUCAGGCUUGGCAUGAGCAAGUGCUUGAGUGUGCCCAGUGACAUAGCUAGAUCCCUAGAAAAUGUAACAGAAAGUCAAUCAGACAUGCUAUCCUCUGUCACCAUCAGUGAACUGUCUAUGUCAAUUAACAGCUUUACCAAUGCCCAAGAGGGGAUAACUCCCACUAAUGGGAGAGAUGCCCUUAGGGUGGAUGAGUCUGACCCCAGAAGAAGAAGAAGCACCAGCCUUGACAGCCUGACUGAAAAUGAUCACCUGAUGACCCGGACACUGCGUGAGAUCAAUCGACAGAUGGAUGUUGCGUUUAAGCAUGACACUGGCUCUCACAGAAUGAUUUCCUCUGACCUAGAACUCAGCACCAGCCCAGAGGUCAAGGUCACUCCUCAAGCAUUAGCUGACCUUAGAUCAGCAGCUAUAGUGAGAGUUUUAGAUAAGAACCAGGAAGAUCCUUCAUCUUACUCAGAGAACAGCAACAUUUCUGGUUCGUCACUCAAACCAAAGAAACAUUCAUUAGCUGUCUCUAGAAAUGCCAAGUCCUACAGUCAGUCAGACUCUGAAGAUUCAUUAACAUUUGUGACAGAUGUUGCUAGCACUAACUCUCUAGCUAAUAUCCCUUUACUUAGCCCAACUGUAGAGACACGGGAUAACAAAUUUUCAGAACACUAUGGACAAACUGAUACUGGUAGCUGUCAGGCUGAGAUAGGUCCUGACAGAGAACAUAGUUCAAUGCAUGUAACAGAGACAUUUACAGAGUACAGACAGACUCAUAGGCAGCAGGAUGAUCACAUCACAAUGGAGACAAGAGUCAUCCAGCCACGCCUCAGAAGGCAAGAUCAUGGUGGGCCUAAAUCUAGUAGCUCAUCUUCUGGUGCUUUAACUGACAGUCAGCAUCAGUUCUCAGAUCUGAAUUCUCACUCUGUGCAGGAUAGCUCAGGGGGAAGAAGUAACAUUGCAAAUAUGUGCAGGAACCGAUCCACUUCAUCCUCAUCAACAUCUUCUGUGUCUUCCAAAAGCUCUGAAGAGUUUGAUGAGGUAGCAUCCCCUGAUGAAGACGCUGCUGUUGUUUUGUCAGCCACUAGGGAUUCAAGACGAGACCUGGGGCAAGUGCCACUUGGUCUGACAGACAGGAGAAAUCUGGGUUCACUUAGUGUGGCUCUACCAUCAGCAGAUGCUGGGCAAUAUCAUGUUGUUAGGAGACAGCAUUCUCCACGUGUUGACCAGCGAUCACCCCUUAACUCUCCAAGAUUUGACCUCAGCCUCUCUCCAAGAUCAAGACUGCUUGAAGAAGCUAACCCUUCAGACAAUAUUUCAUGGCAGUCUAAUGCUCUCUUUGCAGCUGGGGCUCAAAUGGAUGAAACAGAGACUGAGCGAAUGUCUAGCUUGUGUGCAGUGGGUAUAAUGAGCCAGAGGGCCAGGCUGAGCCGUGAGUCCUCCAAUAGCAGUCUUCAAUCUCCAGAAUCAUCUGUUCAGUUUAGUAGCCUGAGAAGUCCACUUGCCACUCCACUAAGGGAGGCUUUGCCCGAUUUAGUCCAGUCCACAACCACUCCUCUAGAAGAUGAGCAAACUGUAAGUGACAUGCAGGCUCGGAGUAAUGUCCCUCUUCAGCUAGCCCUUUACCACCCUGACGAGUUCUCAAUGGACAUUCCAGCAUCCAUAUCCACCUCUGCCCCUUACCCUAUAACCAUCCACCCCUCCCCAUCUUUGCCUCAAGUCCACACAUCUAUGGAUGUAAUCAUGGAGAACAAAAUGACACUGAAGAAAUCUAACACAGAUAAUUGUAUUUCUGAGCAGUCAUCCAAUUCCUUUGAGUUCUUCAGGAAUGGCUCAGGAGAUGCCUGUCAGAUUCUUGGGGGCAAUCUGCGGAGUAACAGUUUUGAUGAAACAUUGACACCUAAGCCAAGUGAAGCUUCAAGCCUAGAAAUCUAUGGCCCUGACAGCAUGGUUCAGUCCCUAGAUGAUGAUGUGUUUGAAAGAAAGUCUGACCACCAUAGUCUAAGCAGAAGGAGACCUGAGUUCGAUCAACAUCCUAACAGGACUCACCAACCCAGCAACUGGAAGGUUAACAUUAGCAGUGAGGACGAAGUAGCCAUGGAAGUAGAUAACCUGUGCAAUAAACUAGUGGAUGAGCUCAAAUCCCCUAGAUCUGACAGCUCUAUGACAUUCUCUCCAGCAGAUGACACAUUCACUGUGUUGGCCUCCAAGGAUGUCAGGACAGACAUUGAUGAGAAUGGUGCUGUCUCUAUGGAAGUUGAAACUUCCCUGGAGGUGCAUGGAUCUGAACCAGCCACACCGAUGGUGAGAGAAAGAAGACUGAUACGUUCAUCCAGCAUAGAAGGAGGAGAGAAGGUCAAAACACGUGUUGUAAGUGUGGAGAACUGCCAGGGAGAAAUUGACCAAGAAGAGGUACAAAAUGUUCUUAACCAAGGACGAGAAAUGCUUCUGUCCCCUGACAGCAGAGAUGGCUUGGAUAGAACAUUGGACAGUUUGACCCCAACGAGUGAUUCAAGCUUACCUGGACGAAAGACUUCUUUCUCUAAAAUACCAAGACCUAAAGCCAGCCCGGAUGUCAUUCAUAAAUUUAGUUCUUGUAAUCCCUCCUACAGAUCUUCUUUCUCAGGGUCCAUGUCUGCUUCCAUGCAUGCUGAUAUUUCUCCAUCGUCCUCUUCAACCUCAUCAUCUUCCUCAUCUAAAACAGGUCACACCAGGCGAGGUUCAGAGGCUUCACCUGUAACAUCAGUUAAGAAAGGGAGUCAUGCAAGGCGGUCAUCUGACACAAAGGUUAUAGACUUUAGCAGUGGCAAUGUUUCCCCAACAACCAGAAAUCAGCCUACUGCAGGGACCUCCUCAAAACCUAAUCCUAGGAGUCGUGACAUCAAGAAUACACCAGAUAAUAAAUCUUCACGCAUUCCACUGUCCCAUCGAGUUCCUAGCCCACAGUCUGAGUCUUCUAGCCUUGGAAUUGGCAAGCCACAAAGUAAAAUACCAAGCCCUGUUCCCAAACCUCGCAAAAUGAGUAACAGCCUUCGCAGCCAACAUGGGGGGCUUCUUGCUGAUGAUGUUAUAGAGGUCACCCGGCAGUCAGUCAAGCGUGAAAACACCGGGAAAAGUGAGAAGGAAUCAGUCAAGAAGGAAGCUGCAUCAUCAUCCAAGAAAACUGUCACAGUGAAAGAUGUACCUGAAAAGGGUGCCAAACUAGUCAUCGAGCAGGAUCUUAAGAAAAAGGUUCAGACUGUUCAUGCCAAGAAGGUGAACCAGCCAUCCAGGCAGGUAGCCGAGGCUCUUGAUGCAGAAAACAAUUCUUGUCAUCAGUCUAAAGGAACGGAGAGUAAAGAAAAUUCAAUGCCUGGUACCAUCACAAAAAAGUUAUCUAAUGAUAACAAAACUGAAACCUUUGAGAAGAAAACUCCACCCCCAGUGGCAAAAAGAAAAUUUCAUUAUGACUCAAAGUCUCUGCCUCGGCGAUCUAAAUUCUUAGAGUCCCAAGUGAGUUUUUCCCAGCAGUCAACAGGAAGUCCCUGUCAGUACUCCGACAUAGCUGGCAGCAGAUCUUCUCUUGAUGACUCAUUCUUACAGUUAGCUGCCGAGAGACAUGAUCUGUUUGUGCCUGAAGAUUCUGAGGAAGGAAUGUUGGGUUUGUGUUCUGGCUCACUGCGAGUAAAGCCAUCUCAAAAAAUGCAAAGCUUGAUGGAUUUGUUUGAACGUGGAUCUGAUUCCAAUAUGUCUGACAGCUCAGGUAGCCCAGGUACACGGCAUAGAGAUAGAACAUAUUCAGGAUCUUUAAUAGCUCAUUCUGGACAUCUGACCCCAUGUUUAGAGGCUGUGAAACAUGAGCAAGAAAUGGUUGAGGAAGAUACUUUGCAGCGAUCUCUGCAAGAUUUCUGUCAUUUUUCUGUUAGUUCUCAUGUGUCUAGAUCCAGGGAAAGAGUUGUGCCUACAGUGGAAACUGAUGUAAGGGAAACUGAUGUAAGUGUUGCUUGUAGUGAUAAUGUUGUGAGUAGAACCACAGUAAAGUCUAAAUCACAAUCAGCUACACAAGGGCCAGCAAGCUCACCCAAAGAGAGACCUCGAAGCUCAGUUGAUCUUAGGCAACGCCCCUCCUCUCCAGUAAGGAAACCCUGCAAAGAAAAGGUUUUAUCACCUGGGAGCUCAAGUUCUGCAACUUCCUCAGCAAGCUCACCAUCUGUUGCAGCUAAGAAUUCAAGGCCACCCAAGUAUAAGAACAACUCUAGAACGUAUAGUGAAUCUUCCACCUCAGAAUCUGAUACAGCCUACCACACCGAGGGGAGCACUGUCAGAUUUGCCUCCAGCCAUAUUUCAUCCAUGUCUUCCUCUUUCACUUCCUCCAUUGGCAGCGAUCCAUUUUCUUCUCAGGGCCAGCAGCUUUCUGGCACCCAACCUGCUGUUAUUAGAAGGCGAACGGAUCCAAAAAAGGACCUCAAGGCUAAAGAUAGCAAACUUUUGAUCAGCAGUCAAACUACUAAUACCCCAGCUCAGUCUCCAAGCGCCUGCACUCCUCCAACUUCCCCACGAAACAACGAGCGGAGGAACAGUAUUAAGGAGCUGAGACAAGUGUUUGAAAGAUGUGAAAAUGAAAACUCUUUGGUGACACCUGAUGUUGAACAGUUGUCUUCAGAAACCACCAGCCCCUCAUCCUUGUCAUCAUCUUUCCCUUCCACACACCAGAUGCCGACCCCUCGGGCGCGGGUUAGGUCCACAUCCCCACAGCCAGAGGAACACAGGAGAGAACGUGUGAACAUUAUGAGGCUAAGCCUAGAAAUACCGCUCUCGUCAGUUGGUCCUUUAACUCAUGGGGCCGAUUUGAAAAGCCAACCCUUAAGGCUUGGGCCUAAACCAUUUUAUGGCACACAGAAAUGAUGUAACUCUACAACAGACUCUUAACUAAACGCACCAUGACAGUGUUCUGCCUUGAGUUAACCCUAGCAAACACAGACUUAAUUCUGCACAUUAUCUGCUCAGAGAAUCUAGUCUUCUUUCAAAUGGCUUUCACAUAAAUACGAAAUAAUUUAAUGUACUAUAUUUAUAAUUGUCUAUUCCUUGUAUUUAUUUACCUGCACACAAGUGGAAGUGAAAGGGAAACAAAUGUGCAAUGGAAAUAUUCUAGUUAUCACCCUUUUUCCUAAAAAAACACAAUAAGGCAAUGUUUGUGACUAAAUUGUGCCACAAAAGAAAUAACAGAUGCAUUUUGAUUUUUUUUUUAUGGAACUAUUGUAUUGUACAAUGUCUUUUUUUUUUUGUUGUUGUUAUUUUUUUCCUAUUAUUUUAACAUCCAGAAAUGUUUUGGGGCAUUUAAGUAAAUUAUAAAAUUACAUUUUUUAAACAAUUUGGACCCAUGAUCAAAGUCAUGACUUGGACAAGUAUCAUUUGAGUUCAAGUUAAUAAGCAAAAUACAUUUCUCCUUCUUUAUUGAAUGACUGGAUUCGAUGGGUAUAUGCUUGAUUUUGACCUAUUUAAUGAUUGAGUUAAAAAGAUUUUUAAUAAGUUAAAAUACAUUAAUGGUAUUUUUAUUAAAUAGUUGAUUAGACUGGUACUUAAAUGAUAUCAUUAAUUUUGUUUUACAUAAUAUUGCCUGUUAAGAAAGAUGAAGCUUUUUAUGUUGGUAUAGAUUUGCCUGUGUGAAUUUACAAAAUAUGCUUCAGUCAGAAUGGUGAAAUUUCAAGUGGAAGUGUACAGAACAAAUAAUCGUGUACAUAUCUGUUUAUGUACAUAUUUGCACAAUUAGUGUGUGUGAACAUCUAAUAAUAUUCAAACAAAAAUACUUUCUUUUUUUUUUUGUUAAAUCCUGAGUGAGCUUAUACAUAAUCCUGUGUACAUAAUAGAUCAUGUAGCUGUGGACAUAGCAUGUUUUUGUUUUAAUCCUACUUGUGUGUGUACAUUUGGAUGUAGUGGGACAUGUAUAAUAAAUGAAUAUAAUAAAUGAAUAUUCAUCAAGUGCUAUCACAACCUGAGAAUCAAAGGGGCAUCUCUUAAACACUUAAUUCAGUUUUUUUUUUUUUUCCUUAUCAUGUGCAAUUCUAUUUUGUUUUUAACAUUUACAGACUGACUAGUAGAAAGGGUUUACCUGUCUGCUGUAAAUGAAACAAAACUUUAUAUAAUAUAUCAUAUUUAUAGUGUGUUGGUGUCCAAUGAAAUCCCCACUUUUUCUUUUAUGAACUCUCCAUCUUCCAUUGUUUUUAUACCAAACACAGGAUGUUGAGUUCAGGUCUUCUUGAAUUUAAUGUUUAUGUUUAGUUUUAAUUUUUUUUUUUUUUACAACAAAAUUGUUGUAGCAGCACAUAAUGGCUAGUGCAAUUCCAGCUGUAAUCACCUGUUUAGUUGACUCUGGGACAAUGAGUUUCAUGUUUGACUAUUAUGCCAGUUUCUCUUUGUUUUUCCACUGCCACGGUUUCAUUUGCCUCACUUUUUAGUUGCUGUUGUACUGGAAUCUGUAGAGUGCAGUCAAGUUGUCUAUAGUUUAUAUUAUGGACUCAGUAUUUUCACAUGCUUACUGUACAUGUUUCUAUUAAUUAAUUUUUUUUAAUUGAUCAGAAUUUUUUAGCAGUAAGUAAAAUUCACUUCCCAAUUUGUGAAUCAUCAUCUUUGUUUAUCUUUUGCCAUAAUUUGUUGUUGUUUUUUGAAGACAUUAGUUUGAUCUGAAUCGCUUAUAUAUGUCAGUGAUCACAUUACCUUGCAAGUCACAUUUCGUGGUAAGAGGGGCUGAUGUUUAUAGUAUCUAGUUGAGACUAUGAUAGAAGGUCUGAAAAUACUGGUGUGCUUAUUAUUUUUCAUCCAGAUAAUACAAGGUAAAUACUUUGGGUGCUAUCCCAGCACAACUUCAUCAAGAUGUGAAGCUAGAGAAUCUCUCAUUCUAACCAAUUAACCAAUCAGAACAACAAAUCUAAACUUAAGUUUCUUAGAAAUCCAAACCUCCUUUUUUAGGGGAAAAAAACUGUUGUUAGUAAACUUGACUAUUAAUGGGGAACAGAAUUGUUUUAGGUCCAGCAGGUUCUAGCACAUAAAUCAUUAUGAAAAGACCUUGUAAAGAAUUCUUUUCUAGAAAUAGAAUCCUGUACUAGAAACUAUUAUUUUUUUUGUUAUAAUUGCUUUUGCAUAGCAAAUCUUUUAUGCUCUGGGGAUGUAUGGGAGGUUUCCAUUCUGCCUAUAGGCAUUCAACAAACACUAGUCAGUAUUUGAACUUGAGCCCUCUUGAUAGGUGGCCAGGCCAUUUAUGCAACUCAGCCACACAUAUUUAAAAAUAUAUUUAUAAAAGUUGCACUUGGCAAUGAUUUGUGUAUCCAUUUUAUUUGAUGAGAAAUAGCAGUUUUGCUGAUCAGCCCUGCAUUGUUAUGUAAUGAUCUAAUUUGGAUUAAUCAUAGAUGCCAUUAUUUAUAUUUAAACUGUUGACAUUUUAUAACUUUUUUUUUUAGUCUUUUGAUGUGUUGUAGAUGUAAAAUUCAAUCUUAUUUUUAAAUAUCAAACCAUUGUCUGUAUUGUCUGUGACUUGGUUUGCAUAAUAACCAUGCAUAUGCAUAAAGUAAUUGCAGUCCAUAAACAUAUUUAGGUCAGCAGUGACCAAGAGAAGGGUAGUCCAGUCACAAAACCAUGCAUAAACCUUCCUGCUAGCAACUCACUUUGGGAGGAAUGGGCGGUAUUCUAGGUACAGGGACUUAAUACACAAACGUAAUACUAGAGCAGCAGUUUAGAAGGGGAUAACGACUAUAGAUGUAAUAUGUCUGAAGCCACAUCGCAGAUGUUAACAAGAUAAGUAUAAUGUGAAGCCUUAGAAGGAAAGAAAUGCCAUAAUAAAGGGUUUAAUAAUUGACUUCCCAUCCACUAUUCAUUAAAGUCUAUCACUGAUCACAUUUUAUGAAUUGAAAAGAACUCAUUUGACCCUCACCUGGGAAUAUUUGACUUUAUUUAACUCACUCCUAUGUAAUGUUGUUUGGUGAAUAGUCACUAUUGGUUCACUUUGGGGCAAGGUUUCUUGUAAUAAGUAGUUUAGAAGUUGAGACUUGUCUUCAUGUGUUGUGGUGACAUAGAAUCUCCAUUAUAUCAUGAAGGAAGUCUUCUAGAUUCUUUGGUUCCAUGCUACUCUGUAAGGGCAGUUGAAAUGAUUUCUAGAUCCAAGACAUGAUAAGCUGUCAUUCCAUUCUCUUGAUCUUUUUUUUUUUGUCCAUGCUAAGUGUGACUUAGAUGUUUGGAUGAACAUGUCAGUUCUUCUUUUUUUUUCUCCCUAAAUGAAUGUCCUAAAGUGAAUGAUCACUGGUACAUCUGUAACUACUAUGAAUUUUUCUGCUAUUGGUAACAGACUUUUCAUUUGCAUAGCUGAACCAAAUAUAGAUUAACUUAUAACACCUAAUGAGUGUACGCCUUAACUAGCGACACCAGAAUAUUUAAUCACAUAACUUAACUUUAGAUGGUCACUGUGUCAGUAUGAACCAGGAACUUCUUUCCCUUGGUGAUAAUAAAACAUCUGAUCCUAGUUUGACUUUAGAUGAAACCUUUCCAGGGAGAGCAACUUAAACCAUUUUUUUCUCACAGUUAUAGAAAAUCAUCCUGUCACACAACUGUAUAAAAUAUGAAGUAGUUUGACUGAUGGUAGCUAUGUAAAGAAGAAAGUCAGUUAAGCUUAAUGCUGUGGAUUUAAAAUAUUGUACCAGAAAUAUUAAGAUUCUUGUUUGUGUAUUGAUUACAUUGUGCUAAAAUUUAAUUAAGAUAGUUAUUUUAGCAAUAAGGAGAUUUGUUAAUUAGAAGAAGAGAAUUUUUGCUUCACUCUAGCCAUGAACCUGUUAGAAGGUCUUGAAAUUUAAUGAUAAAAGAAUUUUAAAUUAUUUUUCUUUUUGGGUUGGCUUCUGUUUGUACUUUUUAAAGCCUGUCACUAGUUUUUACGGAUGUAAAGAAAAAUACUCUUGUACAUGUGGUGAAAGUUGUCAUGAAGGGUGCUGAAAGUGACAUGUGUUAGCUGUCCCCCAAAUAUCAUUGUCACAUGUCUCCUUAACUUACAACACACAAAACAUUUUUUAAACAGACAUAAAAUAAUUUGGCUUUGACUUGUACAAUAAAUAUAUUGACUUUUA